Tripterygium wilfordii is the source of this 937-nucleotide messenger RNA. Its product is annotated as rubredoxin. Gene Ontology annotation, molecular function: electron transfer activity; iron ion binding. The transcript has a single exon. Bases 156 to 749 code for a protein of 197 amino acids. Gene Ontology annotation, biological process: alkane catabolic process. Lineage: Eukaryota; Viridiplantae; Streptophyta; Magnoliopsida; Celastrales; Celastraceae. Gene Ontology annotation, cellular component: chloroplast. The record is from RefSeq and is a predicted model, not a curated record.
GUAAGGUCGCAAACCUUAUCCAAACUCCUUCCAGUCUAGCAGCAUAUGCCAUUACUCUUCCAUGGAUACCUUUCAUUUCUCCUUCACCCUGCCAUCAUAACCAGAUAUACUCAACAAACACACACACACACACACAAUCUCACACACCACCUGCAAUGGCUGGUUGUGCAACCACAGGACCCACCUUCUCUUUCAGUAUAACCCAACCUUCUCCUCCUCACAAACAAUUCAAAACCCAUCUUGCCCAAUCUCCUCUUUUACCCAAAUUCCCCUCCAUCUACCUCCAUAAACGACCUCUCAAAUCCCAUUUCACUCUUCUUUCCAUUGAUGUCUCCAAAGAAGACAAACCCACAUCAGACCAAUCCAAUCCAGCCCAAGAAGUUUCUGACCAAAACCAAGCAGACAAGUUUGACAAGCGCAGAUUAGAAGAGAAAUUUGCAGUGUUGAACACUGGAAUCUAUGAGUGCAGGUCUUGUGGCUACAAAUAUGACGAAGCAGUUGGUGACCCAUCUUAUCCUAUACCUCCAGGAUUUCAAUUUGACAAGUUACCUGAGGAUUGGAGGUGUCCUACUUGUGGGGCUGCAAAGAAUUUCUUUCAGAGCAAGAGUGUGGAGAUUGCUGGGUUUGCACAGAACCAACAGUUUGGUUUUGGUACCAAUGCAAUGACUUCUGGGCAGAAAGCUGUGUUGAUAUAUGGAAGCUUGCUCCUCUUCUUUGGGUUAUUCUUGUCUGGCUACUUCUUGCAAUAGUGGUUGUGUGCGUGUUUGUGGAUUAUCUAAUGCAUGUGAAGGGGGACUUGAUUGCGUAGCUACUCUAGAAUUCAGUAGCUUUUUUGCUAAGGUAUAUGUGCAAUUUAUGAUGUUUUUCUAUAUAUUGGCCUCUGCAUCUACUAAGAGAACUCAUAUCAGAUAUAGAAUACGCUUGGUUUUUCCGUUCA